Molecule: messenger RNA, 1074 nt
Organism: Arvicanthis niloticus (Nile rat)
Lineage: Eukaryota; Metazoa; Chordata; Mammalia; Rodentia; Muridae
Product: tear acid lipase-like protein
Molecular function (GO): hydrolase activity, acting on ester bonds
Source: RefSeq, a predicted model, not a curated record
AUGGAUAGGUCAGAUUUGGACUAUAAACUCCAGCUGGCUUGUGUCUCUGGAAUGUACCUCUUUUACCGAGGAAUCUGCCUUUCCUUAGAACCUGCCCCAAAGAUGGUAGUAUUUUGUCUCCAUGGCUUGCUUGCAACUGCCGGUGCCUGGGUUUCCAAUCCUCCUGACAACAGCCUGGCCUUCAUCUUAACUGAUGCUGGAUAUAAUGUGUGGUUGGGAAACAGUAGAGGAAGUAUGGCAAAGAAACAUGUGACCCUAAAUCCAGAUUCUAAAGAAUUCUGUGAUUUUAGUUUUGAUGAAAUGAUAACAUAUGACCUUUCGGCCACCAUUAAUUUCAUUCUGGAGAAAACAGGACAAAAGCAGAUUUACUAUAUUGGCCAUUCUCAAGGAACCCUGAUUGCUAUUGGGGCAUUUGCGACAAAUCAAGUGCUGGCUGAAAAGAUUAAAUUCAACAUUUUUCUGGCUCCAGUCUAUAGUGUUCAAAAUACCAAAGGUUCUGGACACCUUGGAUCUUACCUCCCUCCGACGACUAUCAAGUUUCUUUUUGGUGAAAAAGAAUUUUUACCUACAGUAAUUUUCAGUAAGCUGGGUGGAUAUGCAUGCCAUAUUAACUUGGUCAAUGCAGGAUGUGCUGCGGUAAUAGGAUCGAUAGGUGGAUAUUCUCCAGAGCAGCUAAAUAUGAGCUGCAUUGAUGUGUAUGUAAGGCUCAAUCUAGCAGAAACAUCAGUAAAAAUUUUAAUACAUUAUGGGCAGGUGACUAGAAGUGGUGUACUUUGGGCUUAUGAUUGGGGAAGUCCAUCUCUGAAUAUGCAACACUACAAUCAAAUUACUCCUCCAAUAUACAAUGUAGAAGACAUGAAGUUUCCAACUGCCAUGUUUACUGGUUUAAAAGAUUUUUUGUCCGACCCGGAAGAUGUUGCAAUUGUGAAACCCCAAAUCUCCAACCUCACAUACCAUAAGACUAUUCCUGAUUUUAGUCAUUUUGAUUUUAUACUCAGAUUAAAUGCUAGGGAAGAGGUUUCCGAGGAAGUUUUAACAAUGCCUAGGAAAUAUGAUGGUGACACUCAGCUUUAG